AUGCUGAAAAAAAAGGUGACAAGAAAGACGGAUAAAAAAACAGUCAAAAAGAAAAAAAGCGGAAAGAGCGAAGACGGCCCGGGCUAUUCUCCGCCGAAUAAGAAGAAAAGGGGCGAUAAGAAGAAGUGGGACGGUGGAGGCGACACUUGCUACGAAAUGGCCAAAAAGUACGACCCUUACAAGAAGAAGGAAGACAAGAAGAAAAAAGACGACCCUUGCAAAAAGAAGGAAGACAAGAAGAAAAAGGACGACCUUUGCAAGAAGAAGGAAGACAAGAAGAAGAAGGACGACCCUUGCAAGAAGGACAAAAAGAAGAAACACGACGAAGAUUGCAAGAACAAGGACUCCGGCAGAAAUGAUCCUUGCAAAUGCAGCGCUUUAGGAAAUUCCGGUAACACGAAGCUCGAAGAUCCGUGCCAUAAGGACAAUCCUUGUCACAGGCCAAAGGAAAUCGGUGCCGACGACUGUAAAAAGAAACAAGUAGAUGAUUUUUGUAAACGGGACAGGGAUAGAAGAGGCACGAAACGGAAGGUUUGUUGCAACGUGAGGAAAACAAACUCGAUGGACCAAAUUCGGGCCAAGUCAGACGCUGCGAAAAUCAAAGCUAUGAGUUCGUGUCCCGAGUUGGGCAAAGACGAAGACGACGAAGACGUAGAGGAAGAACACGACGUGGAAGUGGAAGAUGAUGUGGAAGACGGGACCAUGAAGGCUGAACAAGCAGGAGGGGACGAAGUUGCACACCCGGAUAUUCUAAAAGAGGUUGACAUUCUCGAUUCGGAAAAAUUAGCGGCGGCUGAACAACUAGGCGACAAAUACAAAAAUAAGGAAUAUUACGCGUUUAAUAAGACCGCCUUCUACGAUAUGCAAGUGUUCAUGACGGACCAACGUACUACGAAACCAGAAGCGAGCGAAGCGUCGGACAACGAAACCCGUGGUAACUAA
Molecule: messenger RNA, 942 nt
Organism: Zophobas morio
Lineage: Eukaryota; Metazoa; Arthropoda; Insecta; Coleoptera; Tenebrionidae
Product: cylicin-1-like
Exons: 1
Coding region: 1-942 (313 amino acids)
Cellular component (GO): mitochondrion
Source: RefSeq, a predicted model, not a curated record